AAGUAGUUUUUGUUUUGAUAUAGCAGAUUGGAUUUAGUAUUAUACUGAACAGUACCAACUAUCUAAAUUGUAUUACAUGCUGAAAUUAUUGAAUUUUAUAUCGAGGAAACAGAGUUGUCAUUUGCAAGAGUCGGCGUAGACUCAUAUUAUUGUUUACCGUUCCUGUGUGUGUGUGGUUGCAGGCCAUUUUUUUGUUUAAUUUAGGUAUUCAUUAUAAAAAGGAUAAUACGACCGUAUCUUCUUUUAAACAAAUGAGUAAUAUGUCUUAUCCAUCAGCACCACCACCUCCUUAUUCCCCAUCAGCACAGCAACCAGGAUAUCCACAGUAUCCACCAGGCCAACAAGCUUAUCCACAACAGCAUCCACAACAGUAUCCACAACAGUCUCCACAACAGUAUCCAUAUGGACAGGGAGGAGGAUAUCCUCAACAACAAUAUGCGCAACAACCUACAACAGUUGUAUAUACUCAACAACCGGUUGUAGUACGUGAAAGAAGAGACAAGAGUGACGAGACAUGUCUGUAUGUGUUACUAGCUGCAUUAUGUUGUUGCUGUCUGUGUUCGGACUUCUGAGACAAUAACACAAACCACGUCCAACAAUUAUUACAUAUUGUUAUAAUGUAUAAAUGACAACAAGUUUUGUUCGUGUUUAUGAAAGAAAAGUAGUAUUAUUUGUUGUAUAUAUCGAAGGAUCUGAUGAAAGCUCAUACAAUUUUUUUGUUUUGUUGUUAUGAAAAUGAGAGACAGAUAUAAUGUGUUUAUAUUUUUUUUAAAUUAAUUUGUCAUACAAUAGAACUCACGAAGGUUGAUUGUGUAAUUUAGACAGUAAAAAUUUGUAUUGAAAUGUUCAGUUAUUUGUGAAAAUGAUUCAAAAUUAUAUGUUUUAUUAGAUUCGAAAUUAUAUACAUAUAAAUAUAUACUUUGAUUGAAUAUACAUGACUAUUAUUCAAUAGGUAGUAUUUCCUCCCAAAUAGUUUUCACUUUUCAUGACAAUCUAAUACCAGUGUAGUAAAAAAAGAAACUAUAAAAACGAUUCUAUAUCUAUACGAAAUCCAUAAGUUGCAUUUCAUCAAAACAUGCUAGUUUUUACUUUAAAGUUCUUUCUUACUCAUGGCACCAUUUUCUUUUUUAAUGAAUUAUUUUUUAUACUAGACGUAGAUGUGGACAACUUAAAACUAAUGUAGAUGUGGACAAAUUAAAAAUAAUGUAUAUGUGGACAAAUUAAAACCAAAUAGCAAUUAUUUUAUUUUGCUAGAAGUUGUAUUUCUUGUUUUUUAUGCUAUUCGGAUUAUUAUGUGUAAAAAGUUUACCAGUAUACUUGAUAUAAUUUAGCUGUUUACAAUCAGAAACGAUAAAUAUAUUUCAUAAAUAGUUUGAUAUUUUUCAUAGAUAUUUUCUCAUUUUAUUCUAUAGCUUAUUAAAGGAAUAUUUUAUCUAAAAAUCUGUUGCCAUUGUGGAAACAUAAAGAAAGGAUUUCCUUUCAACUAAAACAAUAUGAUUUUGACAGUACGAUAUAUAAAGUCUGAUAAACAGACAAAAAAGGAGCUAUUGUCUUCUCCCUGAAUGUAAAAGAAAUAAAUUCUAGAAUCAUUUCAAAAUAUUGAUAAUUUCAUGGAUGUAUAGAAUGAUAUAUUAUGGACACUUUAGUGCGAUAAUGUAAACUGUGAAUCAUUAUAUCAAAAUUGCCAUAUUUGACCUUAGAAGACAUAGUUUUUUUUACCAAUUUUACCAACAUCAAUAUAUUUGUAUUAGAAAAAUUGAAGCAAAAACCUUUCGGAUAAGGUUGUGGCUCCCAUUAAAUACUAUGACACUAUCUCAAAAUGAGGCUAUUUUUUGGCAUUCUUUAGCAACAGUAAGAAGGAUGUUUUCGAUAGAUUUAUAAUGAUUUACAAUUCAUUUUGAUUUUAGAUUCCAAGGGAUACAAAGGUGUCCUGCUCAUGUCUUCUUUAUUCCGAUUCAAAUUAUGGCAGAUGAAAAUAAAGUUACAUUUUCCAAUUUAUCAUUUAUUCAUAUUUAUUGUUUAUGCUUAAGAUCUGUUUAUAUUUUCUAUGUUUUACAUUUUUUGUUGAUUUAUAAUGAUAAAAUCAUUUUGUGAGAGAUCGUGAAAUAAAAUUUCAUCUUGUUUUCAUA
Molecule: messenger RNA, 2129 nt
Organism: Mytilus californianus (California mussel)
Lineage: Eukaryota; Metazoa; Mollusca; Bivalvia; Mytilida; Mytilidae
Exons: 3
Coding region: 252-572 (106 amino acids)
Source: RefSeq, a predicted model, not a curated record